UGCACUGUGUCCCUCGGACACAGCGGAUCACCGUUUCCGCGGAGGGGACAUGUACACUGAUCAUCAGGGCACUGAUGGUCAGUGUGCCCUGAUGAUCAGUGUAGUCCCAGCAUUGCCACCUGUCAGUGUCCAUCAGUGCCUUGUGUCAGUGGUCAUCAGUGCCUCGUGCCAGUGUCCAUCAGUGCCAUCAGUGCCACAUCAGUGCCACAUCAGUGCCUACCAGUGCACAUCAGUGCCACAUAUCAGUGCCUACCAGUGCACAUCAAUGCCACAUAUCAGUGCCUACCAGUACACAUCAAUGCAACAUUUCAGUGCCUACCAGUGCACAUCAAUG
Messenger RNA from Staurois parvus, 334 nucleotides. NCBI's taxonomy places the organism in Eukaryota, Metazoa, Chordata, Amphibia, Anura, Ranidae. The record is from the annotation of a GenBank genome assembly.